AUGCAGUCUGUGGGAUUGUUUUUCAAGUUCUCAGCAAAGAGACAACAGAGACUAGAAAGAUCAAUUGAAAAUUAUUGCGCUGAAGACCCUGGUCGCAAUAAGCAGUUGAUGAAGAUGAAACUUAAGCCACUAUGCGAGACGCGAUGGGUUGAAUGCCAUACCUCAUUUGAUGAUUUAGAGACCUUGUAUGAACCGUUGUUGGACUGCCUGGACAAUAUUGUGACUAACAAUGACGCUAGAUGGGAUCCGAAGACGGUGACAGAGGCUAAUGGCCUACAAGGCCAGCUGCGAAACGCAAAGUCCAUUGUGCCGUUCACAACUUGCCACUACAUUUUUGGUUUCACAAAAGGCCUGUCAAGACAGCUCCAAGGGAUGGCUUUGGAUAUCAUCACAGCCUACGACAAAGUCAGUCUUGUAAAAGAUGAGAUGAUGGCCAUCAGAGAUGACUCUGAACAUAAGUUUGCAAGGCUGUUCGCCUCGUGCUCCAAGAUGGCGAAAAUAGGUGGCUUACCCCUGGCCUUACCACGUAUUGUCGGACGCCAAACGCUUCGUGCAAAUGUUGAGGCUGAGAACCCCGAGGAGUAUUAUCGCCGCUGCAUCUUCCUGCCAUUCAUCGACCACCUGAUUUUCCAACUGAAUGACAGAUUUUGUGGGAGAUCAAAUGCUGCGAUAAAGGCCCUGCUUCUCAUACCUACCAAUCUCGCUAAGCUAGAUGCAGAAAAAGAGGACACCAUCGGCUCUUGCUAUGAAGAUGACCUGCCCUGCCGUAGCAACUUGAAACAGGAACUCCGGCUUUGGAGACGUUACUGGUCUUCUGACGAUGCUCAACUGCCGACUACCCCAUCAGAAACCCUCACAACCCUCAAAGCCAAAUGCGUUGAGAAACUAUUUCCGCACAUAGUGACAAUAUUCCGUAUAAUUCUGACAUUUUCAGCAACAAGUGCUAGUGUAGAGCGCACAAAUUCGGCCCUGAGUUUUGUCAAAAAUACCUACCGGUCGACGAUGGGUGAGGAUAGAUUCAACGCCCUUGUCCUUCUCUUUGUACACAGGGAUAUCCCACUGGAUUAUGGGGAAAUAAUUAACAUGUACGCUAGUAGGCACCCCAGACGGAUGCUGUUCGCAAACCCCCUUGUAUAG
This is a messenger RNA of Lineus longissimus, 1137 nucleotides long. RefSeq names its product 52 kDa repressor of the inhibitor of the protein kinase-like. The coding region runs from base 1 to 1137 and encodes 378 amino acids. The transcript has a single exon. Gene Ontology annotation, molecular function: protein dimerization activity. Lineage: Eukaryota; Metazoa; Nemertea; Pilidiophora; Heteronemertea; Lineidae. The record is from RefSeq and is a predicted model, not a curated record.